Acanthochromis polyacanthus (spiny chromis) is the source of this 1319-nucleotide messenger RNA. It is a transcript of the gene arg1, whose product is annotated as arginase 1. Gene Ontology annotation, cellular component: cytosol; nucleus; cytoplasm. Gene Ontology annotation, molecular function: manganese ion binding; arginase activity. The record is from RefSeq and is a predicted model, not a curated record. Lineage: Eukaryota; Metazoa; Chordata; Actinopteri; Pomacentridae.
CUCGCGCCGGCCGGUCGGUCAGUGGCAUCAUGCGGAGGCUGAAGGAGCUCGCGCUGCCGCUGAGGAGGAGCCUUCAUCAUCAUCAUCAUCAUCCUCAGAGAUCAGCGGGAAUCAUCGGAGCUGCGUUCUGGAGAGGACAGUCCAGGUCUGGGGUCCAAGAAGGUCCCUACCGGAUCAGAUCUACAGGACUGCUGGAGCGACUGAAGCUGCAAGGCUGUGCAGUGAAGGAUUAUGGGAACCUGGUGUUCGACGAUGUGGAUGAAUCGUCUGUGGGUUUGUUGAAGAGUGUAGCGGCGGUGGGCGGAGCCAACCGGAGGCUGUAGGCGGUGAAGGCGGUGAAGAUGGACGGACACACCGUGAUGCUCGGAGGAGACCACAGUUUGGCGAUCGGUUCUAUUCACGGUCAUUCUGCCGCCGUCGGUGAGCUGAGCGUCAUCUUCGACGCCCACGCCGACAUCAACACGCCGCUGACCACGUACACGGGGAACUUCCAUGGCCAGCCAAUGUCCUUCCUCCUCCAUGAGCUGCAUUCCAAGGUUCCAGUUUUACCAAACUUCUCUUGGGUGAAGCCUUGUCUGUCGGCUAAAGAUCUUGUCUACAUUGGCCUGAGAGACGUGGAUCCAGCAGAGCAUUACAUCCUGAAGAUGCUGGGCGUGAAGGUGUUCUCCAUUCAGAUGGAUCGGCUCGGAGUUGCCAGAGUCAUGGAGGAAACAUGUGACUACCUCACCACCAGAGGGAAGAAGCCCGUUCACCUGAGCUACGACAUAGAUCCUCGACCCGUCCGUUACCCAGCAACCGGGACACCUGUAGUGGGAGGACUCACCUACAGAGAGGGAGUCUAUCACGAACACCUGAGUCAGACAGGUAUUCUGUCGGCGGUGGACCUGGUGGAGGUGAAUCCUCAGCUGGGGAAAACAGAAGCAGACGUUCAGUCUACGGUUAACACGGCCGUCGAUCUGCUGCUCGGCUGCUUCGGACGUCUGCGUGAAGGAAACCAUCCGACAGAUUACAGCCUCCCCGAGCCUUAACAGAACCGACGCUGGGAUCUCUAACUGCAUUGACGGACACCUGAUCAUCUCACAACAGGAACUAAACGAACAAUCAGGUUGUAGUGGUUCCCCUUUGUGAACAUCUGUAACAUGAUGAAGUUACUGAAUGUUCAUCAAACUACCUUAAACCAAAGAAACGCAGCUGUGAUGACCCUGUAUCGUCACCCUGAAAAGCACAAUUUAUAUAAUUUAUGCCGAUGAAUCUGCUGCACACAUUAUUAUUAUAUUGUUAAUACUGACUGUAUGAAAUUAAAAAUAGCUUUAAAAGUC